UGUACUGCGGUCAGCUGAUAUCAGCGCAAGACAAGUAACUUUCCAAUGGGGUUCUGCGCACCGCUGUCUACGUGACAUCAUACGUCCAUUGUGACCUAAUCGACAAACGUUAUUUUGCUCGUGCUUGUAUCCCGAAAGGUUGACGACCGACUUCAGCGGUGAAAUAAUAAAAAACAUAACUGUAAGGUAACGGUGAGGAUCAUAUCUGGGGGAGUCGUUCAACGGAGGAAAAAUUCAUCCGAAGCCUUAUUACUUGUUUCCAGGAACCCCCUUCACUUCCAGUGUGUAGAUGAAUUACGAACAGCCUCCACCCUACACAGGGCCUGGCGCUCCAGCCCCAGGAUACCCUCCUCCAUCAGCUCCCGGAUACCCGCCUCAAGGAUACCCGCCUCAAGGAUACCCUCCUCAGGGAUACCCUGCACAGCCAUACCAAGGAUUUCCAGCUCACACCGAGCAGCCUAACCCUGGUUACUACCCUCCUGGACCUCCGGGAUCAUUCCCAGUCGAGCCAGGAUACCAGGGCUACCCUCAACCACAAUAUGGAGGACCUGCAUAUGGCGAACCCCCUAAAAACACUGUGUAUGUUGUGGAACAGGGAAGGAGAGAGGACUCUGGGGACCAGGCUUGUCUAACUGCAUGUUGGACAGCUCUGUGUUGCUGCUGUCUGUGGGACAUGUUGACCUAGAAUUGUAAAGAAACCACUGUGAGCCCCGCUUUCAUUUCACUCCAUCUUUCACUCCAUGACAAUCAUUAUUUGUGUAUGACUACUGAAAAAUAAUUGAAAAAAGAAUUUUUGUUUGUUUUAACAUCAAGAGUGGGGACUCUUCUUUUUAUGCCUUUAAUGUCAAGCACGAUAUGCACUGAGAGACAUUUACAUCUGAUUUAACGCGUUGAUCUUAUUUGUAGAGGCAUAUUAGACUGAAUGUUUUUAUUAUUUGUGUAUUGAAAAAUGCGAAUUUCACCUCUUUAUUAAUGAAUGCAAAUAUUGCUUGAACAUAGACCAGAUUUGAGAAUCAAAUAUGGCCUUGCAGAGUCUAUGAAUGUUUAAUCUGUCGUAAUAAAAAUAUGUUUGUUUCUAUUCAUUAAAAUAAUGGAAAUGAGCCAUGCAUUUUUCUUUAUUCGUUAUUUAACAUGUGCUUUGUCAUUCACACAAUCACAUUUAUCAUCUGCCUUCCUGUUAAACAAUUUCAGUCUGAACACACCCAAGUGUAACAUUUUAAAUGCAAUUUAUGGCAACAGACUUGAACCUUUGUCAUAGAGUGUAAUGAACUGAUUAUUGGCUAAUUUAUUAUGCUUUGUUCUGCAGUUACCUUGAGAAAGGAAAGGGAAUGAAAUUCUAAGUAAAUGAGGAAAUAUUGACUGGGAACGCGGUUAGGAAUUGAAGUGUGAGUGGAUUUUAAAUGAGGAAUCAUGUUUUUCAGUCAUCACACCUUAUUGUCUCUUCUUUGUACUGUAUUGAACCUCUCCUCCCCCUGAGGUAUUAAAUACUGCUCACUUUGGUCUAGUCGACUCCAUGACAGUUCUCAAAAUAAGAAUCUCAAACCUGGUUUGUAGUAUGCACAUUCAUAAUGAACUAAUAAAAAUGUAGUGAUUUAUAGUCAAUGAGCUAUUAUGACUGAGCAUAAUAUACAAAUGCAACACAGUGUGUGAAAACCCAGCU
Messenger RNA from Triplophysa rosa, 1660 nucleotides. Its product is annotated as cysteine-rich and transmembrane domain-containing protein 1. The record is from RefSeq and is a predicted model, not a curated record. The transcript is spliced from 3 exons. Lineage: Eukaryota; Metazoa; Chordata; Actinopteri; Cypriniformes; Nemacheilidae. The coding region runs from base 290 to 685 and encodes 131 amino acids. Gene Ontology annotation, cellular component: extracellular exosome.